CGUAGUUGAUUUAUUGUUUUAGAGUUUUACAUUUUUUAGUAAUGCCUCACAAGAAAGUGGGGCUAAGAGUGUGUGGAGCUCAGCCUGCCACACUCUAUCCACAAUACCCCCACGUAUUUUCGCCACCAUAUCCAAAAAAAACACUCGCAAUUUGUAAAGCAAAAUACAAAUGUCAUCGACGGCGGUUGUUGCCGCCGGCACCUCCAUCUCCGCCGCAUACUCCAGGGGCACAUCAGUCAGAAAACCCUCGUCUUCAUGCGUUCCCCAAUCCCAGAAAACUAGUUUUCAAGGGCUGUCACUUCAAGAAUCCAAAAAGGGCAUCUCCAAUUUGUUCUCUGUUGAUGAUAAUGGCGGUUUGAUCAUACCCAGAACAAGCAGAAGGGGAAGAAUUAGAAGGUUCGAGAUCAAUGCGAGAGCGGCUGCUGCCAAGAACAUUGAGGUUGAAGUUGAUAAGCCUUUGGGGCUCACUCUUGGUCAAAAAUCCGGCGGUGGGGUUGUCAUUACCGGUGUAGAGAGUGGUGGGAAUGCAGCCAAAGCAGGGCUCAAGGCUGGUGACCAGGUGCUAUACACCAGCAGUUUUUUCGGGGAUGAACUUUGGCCCGCGGACAAGCUUGGGUUUACAAAGACAGCAAUCCAGGCCAAGCCUGAUUCUGUCUACUUCGUCGUUAGCAGGGGAGCUGAAGUAGAUGUAAAAAAGCUAACAAAACGGCCUGCCCCUCCUCGCUUCGGGAGGAAAUUAAGCGAGGCUCAAAAGGCUCGAGCAACACACAUAUGCUUGGAUUGUGGUUACAUAUACACAUUGCAAAAGCCUUUUGAAGAGCUGGCGGAGGAGUACACAUGCCCGCAGUGCAGGGCGCCUAAGAAGAGGUUUGCAAGGUAUGAUGUGAACACCGGAAAACCCAUCGGCGGGGGGUUGCCGCCACUCGGAGUCAUUAUUGGGCUUUUGGCUGGGAUAGGUGGAAUUGGGGCCUUACUCCUCUAUGGACUUCAAUGAAAUUGAUGAAGAUUCAGUGAACAAUCCAAGCCAGCCAGUGUGUGUGUGCGUGUGUGUUUCUUGAUAUCAUUUUAGAAAUGCAAAUGUGGCAAAGCAUGCAAAGGCUUUAUAUAUAUAAAAUUAGGAAAAUGCUAGGGGUACACCGAAAGUGUACCUCAAACAUCCCCCACCCCCUCCAUCACCACAAAAAAAAAGCAAGAAAAAUUCAAAAAAAAAUAAAAAUUAAGAAUGUGAAGAGUAAUUUUAUCUGAGGCCCCUACAAACCUCCAUUGGUAAAUUUAAUGGUUUCUAUUCCCUAAUCCAUCUUUUACUUCCUGCCUCCCCCAGCUCCCCCAGCUCCGUGACCAUUCCCUCCCCUUCAUCGACCCGUAAGAGGCUCAGAUCAUUCGAUGACAAUGUCAGUUCGUUUUGUACACUAAUUAUUACCCUACUUAGAGCAUCUUUAAUGUAAAGCUCUAAAAGAUUGCUUAACUAAAAAAUUAAUGUGGAACCU
Messenger RNA from Cuscuta campestris, 1487 nucleotides. The record is from the annotation of a GenBank genome assembly. NCBI's taxonomy places the organism in Eukaryota, Viridiplantae, Streptophyta, Magnoliopsida, Solanales, Convolvulaceae.